AUGCUUAAGGAAAGACAGAUUUUACCGGUUUCAAGCAACAGAAACAGGGUAUCUCCUUACCCGCUCCGCUCUUGUAGGAGCAAGAAACAAAAAGAAGCAGAGUCACCACUUGUGUCAGAGAGUGUGAGUGAAUGGGAAGAUGUGAGGUGUGUCAUCUGCAUGGAGCCGCCUCAUAAUGCUGUCCUCUUGCAAUGCUCUUCUUUCUCCAAAGGUUGUCGUGCUUACAUGUGUGACACAAGCUCCCGCCACUCCAACUGCUUCAAGCAGUACCGCAGAAACAAGAAGAACACAAGCAAGACUCUCAACUGUCCGUAUUGUAGAGGAGAGGUUUACGGGACGGUGAAGUCUACUUCCGCGCGGAGAUUCAUGAAUGCGAGACCUAGGUGUUGUUCUAUGGACAAGUGUCGUUUCUCUGGGACUUAUUCUCAGCUCAAGACUCAUUUGAAAGCUGAGCACCCUGGUUUUAUAUCGCCAGUGAUGGGCCCUUGGGAGCAACACAUGUGGGAGCAGAUGCGGCGAGAUAGAGAGGAUGAGUACGUUGAAAUGCUCAACGCUCUUCAGAGAUGGGAAGCAGAACAGAGAUUGUUGCUGGCUGGACCUCUCUAUCAGCUUUAUCCACACCACCACCAACAUCCCUUUAUUGAUCCCAACUUUGAUGCUUUCAUCCACCCUUUUACUGGUGUAAGGGGCCAAGCAAGUGCUGCUGCUCAGAUGCUUCGGCUCCAUGGGACAGUGUAUCCCACAUGGACUCCGUGA
Molecule: messenger RNA, 756 nt
Organism: Eruca vesicaria subsp. sativa (arugula)
Lineage: Eukaryota; Viridiplantae; Streptophyta; Magnoliopsida; Brassicales; Brassicaceae
Source: the annotation of a GenBank genome assembly